Molecule: messenger RNA, 1749 nt
Organism: Aspergillus fijiensis CBS 313.89
Lineage: Eukaryota; Fungi; Ascomycota; Eurotiomycetes; Eurotiales; Aspergillaceae
Product: CocE/NonD family hydrolase
Exons: 3
Coding region: 40-1749 (569 amino acids)
Molecular function (GO): dipeptidyl-peptidase activity
Source: RefSeq, a predicted model, not a curated record
CUUGAAUAACACUGAUUCUUGAUCACUUUCUCAUACAAAAUGGCGUCUACCCGUUCGAAAUAUCAAACCACUACCUCCGAUGUCGAGGGCUAUACUCGCUCAAAGCAUACUUAUAUCCCCAUGCGGGAUGGGGUUGAAUUGUGUGCCAACCUCUUCCUACCGUUUGCCGCCUCUAAGGAGGGUAAACAGGCCCCCGUGAUCUGUAGCAUGGGACCGUAUGGCAAGGACAUUCAUGCGUCCACGUUUGGACUUCCCAAGACCCCGAUUUACGCGGAAAUGUACAAGCACAUCAAGCCACUGGGGCCAGAUGCUGCAUUUGAGCUGUGCGAGCCUACAAUCUGGUGUCGGGAAUAUGGCUAUGCUCUGCUCCGCGUUGAUGUGCGGGGCGUUGGAGGUAGUCAAGGGAAACUCGAUCCCUUUGGUCUGGAGCGCUCUGAAAAGAUUCAAGCAGAUGCAGAGGGACAAGAUCUCUAUGAUGUCGUCGAAUGGGCUGCCGACCAACCUUGGUGUACAGGGAAAGUAGCUUUCUCCGGCAUCAGCUACUUCGGCAUGGUUGGCUACUGGGCUUCAAUGCAGAGACCCCCGCAUCUGGCCUGUGUCAUGUCAUACGAGUCCGCAUGCAGUAUGUACCAAGCGGCCCGAAGAGGUGGAAUUUACAGCAACAACUUCCAGUCCCACUGGUAUCACAAUAUCGUGGUUCCCUACCAGGGUGGAAGGCAGGACGGUACGCUCACAGAAGAACAGUUGGCCGCUAACCGUGUGGACUAUCCCAAGCUGCUCACCUUGACAGAAUACCCCACGGACGGUGCGUGGGCGGUCUUGGAGAAGGUCCGCAAGCUGUCGGACAUUGAAGUGCCAUUCUACUCCGCGGGCAAUUGGACUGACCCUGAGCUGCAUUUACCCGGCAACAUCCGCGCUUUCAACGGCAUCUCGUCCCAAUAUAAAUGGUUGGAAAUGCAUACCGGAAACCAUCUGGGCGCGUUCUAUGAGCCAGAUCACAUUGCGCUGCAAAAGAAAUUCUUGGACCACUUCCUCUUCGACAAGAAGGCCAAUGGCAUGCUCGAUGUCCCUCGCAUUCGCUUGCUACAGCACCACGGUACGGAGACUCUCUACCGCGAGAAUGAGGUGUCUUUCCCACCGGCCGACGCCGAGGAUGUCAGUUUCUACCUCACCCCAGAGAAGAAGUUGUCCUUGGCCCUACCAUCCGGGAGCAAGGAGACCUUUGCCUAUGCUGGAUUCAAAGAGUCUCUCAAAUUCUCCUUGGAAUCCCCAUUUUCGGAAUCCUUUGAGCUUUUGGGAUCCCCUUACCUUGAGCUCGAAGUGUCUACACAGGCGAAGGAUCUCGAUCUCUUCGUUUACCUCCGGGCUGUGGACGCCGACGGAAACGUGAUCGUGCUUCGUGGGAACCACGGCGAGCCGAUGGACACCUUCGCCCGAGGAUACUUCCGUCUCUCGCACCGGGAUGAAGUUGCCAAAGACUUCCUGAAGGAGAAGGUACUGGCCCAGAAAUCCAUGGCACGCUCCGAAGUUACGCAAGGGAAGGUUUACUCGGUCCUCGUGCCUCUGUACCCGGCGGCCUUUCUGUUUGACCCGAACCAGAGGCUCGAGCUUGAGAUCGGCUCCGUCAACACCCCUAGCACCAUUCCCCCGAUGCGUCAUGAAGGUGGGGACAGGCUUCCGGACCGGUUUGAGUGCGAGAAUGUCAUCUUUUCUCAUGGGAAACUGGUUCUACCCCGUGUGCGGCAGUGA